GCGGGGGCCCGCGGGGCAGCGCGGCGGCGGCGGCGGGAGCGCGGGACGGCGGCGGCGGCGGGGGGGGGGCGGCGGAGGCCGCGCCGCGCCAUGGCCCAGCAGCAGAUGAGCAGCUCGCAGAAGGCGCUGAUGCUGGAGCUGAAGUCGCUGCAGGAGGAGCCGGUGGAGGGCUUCCGCAUCACCCUGGUCGACGAGUCCGACCUCUACAACUGGGAGGUGGCGAUCUUCGGGCCCCCCAACACGCUGUACGAAGGCGGCUACUUUAAGGCUCAUAUUAAAUUUCCUAUCGACUAUCCAUAUUCACCACCUACCUUCAGAUUCCUGACCAAAAUGUGGCACCCCAACAUUUAUGAGAAUGGAGAUGUAUGUAUUUCAAUUCUGCAUCCACCUGUAGAUGACCCACAAAGUGGAGAGCUGCCAUCUGAGAGGUGGAACCCUACCCAAAAUGUCAGGACUAUCCUACUGAGUGUAAUCUCUUUGCUUAAUGAGCCCAAUACGUUCUCUCCUGCCAAUGUGGAUGCAUCAGUCAUGUUCAGGAAAUGGAGGGACAGUAAAGGAAAAGACAAGGAGUAUGCUGAAAUCAUAAGGAAACAGGUUUUGGCUACCAAAGCCGAGGCAGAGAAGGAUGGUGUGAAGGUCCCCACUACACUGGCAGAGUACUGCAUCAAAACUAAAGUGCCUUCCAAUGACAACAGUUCAGAUUUGCUUUACGACGACUUGUACGAUGAUGACAUUGAUGAUGAAGACGAGGAGGAGGAGGAUGCCGACUGUUACGAUGAUGACGAUUCUGGCAAUGAGGAGUCGUGACCUGCUCCCUCUAUGCCCCUGUACUGCCCUGCCAACUCAGGCCAGAAGGGAGCAGCGGUAACCUAGCAGCAGUCCAGCAAAAAAGUGUGUGGGGGGGGAUCAAAAAAAAACUUUUUGUCUCCUGCUGUCUCCUGUUGUAUGGAUCUGUUUGCUCCUUUUUUAUGGACCUCUUAGAGACCCUCCACAGAAUGUCUGAAUUCUUGCAUUCUUAACCCUUUCAUCACUGUAUUAUUUCUUUUUAAGAAAGAAACUCCCCUUUUCACUUCUCUACAAAACGCUCACAGCACAACAGGUUUGCUCGCGUUUAGAUUCUUGAAUUAAAUGCAGUCUUGCAUUGAGAUGUUUAAUGUAUUUAAAGCUGGAACAAACCCAUCAGAAGCUGGGUGUUUGGGAGCUCAAGUACUGCAUUUGCUGGGAAGAAAAAAAAAAUCCACACAAAGCAAAUUGCCAAGGUUUAGCUGCUCCAUUUACAAUAAUAGCGUGUGUACAUUCGUUUAGCCUUGUGGUGGUGGCUUUUCCUUUAUAAGGUGUGGGGCGGAGAGUGUAAAGCUACUGUGUGUUGAGCUUGAUGGGAUGUCACUGAAAGGUACAGUAUUCCUUUUCAGCCUGCUCAAGUUGAAUAGUUGGCUCCUGGAGCCCCAGAGGGCACAAUCAGCUUUGUCUCUGAAAAAGGGUCGUGAUAUGAACCCUAAAAUAAACACUUAACACUUCAUGUCUGUA
Tyto alba (common barn owl) is the source of this 1527-nucleotide messenger RNA. It is a transcript of the gene UBE2R2, whose product is annotated as ubiquitin conjugating enzyme E2 R2. The transcript is spliced from 5 exons. NCBI's taxonomy places the organism in Eukaryota, Metazoa, Chordata, Aves, Strigiformes, Tytonidae. The record is from RefSeq and is a predicted model, not a curated record. The coding region runs from base 91 to 807 and encodes 238 amino acids. Gene Ontology annotation, molecular function: ubiquitin conjugating enzyme activity. Gene Ontology annotation, biological process: ubiquitin-dependent protein catabolic process; protein polyubiquitination.